AUGUCUGUGCAGACUAUUGACACGCCAUCCGGAGCUGUCAAAACUGUUCAAGAAGUUUAUGACACUACGUGACGAUGGUAAAUACGAUUGGGACCUGGAUGGUUUGCAACGACACGCCAACCUCGUGAUGCAGGGCUUGGAGGCGGCCAUCGAUAACCUCGAUGACAGUCGCGUACUAUCGUUAAUACUCAACGACUUAGGCCGUAAGCACGCCAGGUAUCAGGUCCAGGAGGAGAUGUUUGAUAAACUGUGGGAAUCAUUACGAUUUGGUCUGAAACAAGCGUUGGGAGACCACAUGACUCGGGACACGUCCGACGCCUGGUUUGCUGUGUUUAAAUUCAUUUCCCGACAAAUCAUAACCGGUAUGAGACAACAACGAUCGGUGACAAAUAGCUCAUGAGUGACCCCACACACAUACACAGCCCCGCCAUUAUUUGCUACAUGGAUUAGAUUGUAUAAUCUGUUACAUUGUACCUAUCAAUAUGGAUUUACAGUAUAUAUAAAUAAAUAAUAUAUUCUACGUGUAUAUAAAUGCUGUACAUAACAGUAUAUAAAAAACAUAAUGAAUACUUUAUAUGAUAUAUCACAU
This is a messenger RNA of Medioppia subpectinata, 589 nucleotides long. Lineage: Eukaryota; Metazoa; Arthropoda; Arachnida; Sarcoptiformes; Oppiidae. The record is from the annotation of a GenBank genome assembly.